Molecule: messenger RNA, 1257 nt
Organism: Heterostelium album PN500
Lineage: Eukaryota; Evosea; Eumycetozoa; Acytosteliales; Acytosteliaceae
Gene: trpS
Product: tryptophan--tRNA ligase
Exons: 4
Coding region: 1-1257 (418 amino acids)
Biological process (GO): tryptophanyl-tRNA aminoacylation
Cellular component (GO): cytoplasm
Molecular function (GO): tryptophan-tRNA ligase activity; ATP binding
Source: RefSeq, a predicted model, not a curated record
AUGAGUAAUAAUAAUUUAGAUAAUACUGCAGUUGUUCCAACAGCUGUAGAUGAAACAACUACAGAUCCAUCUGAUGAUCAAAUAGUAGAUCCAUGGACUGUAUCAUCAAAGAAUGGUAUCAAUUAUGAUAAACUCAUUGAUCAAUUCGGUUCAACAAAGAUUGAACCAGAAUUGAUUGCUCGUUUCGAAAGAGUGACAGGUAAAAAAGCACAUCAUUUCUUAAAAAGAGGUAUCUUUUUUUCACAUAGAGAUUUAGUUGAAAUUUUAGAUGCAUAUGAAUCAGGUAAACCAUUUUAUUUAUAUACUGGACGUGGUCCAUCUAGUGGAUCAUUACAUUUCGGUCAUUUGGUUCCAUUCAUCUUUACCAAGUAUCUUCAAGAUGUAUUCAAUGUACCAUUGGUAAUUCAAAUGACCAACGAUGAAAAGUUCCUCUGGAAAGAUAUUACUCUGGAGGAAUCGAUUCAAUUCACCAUCAAUAAUGUAAAGGAUAUCAUUGCAUUGGGUUUCGAUAUUGAAAAGACAUUUAUAUUUUCAAAUUUAGAUUAUGUUGGUACAAUGUAUCCAAAUAUUGUUAAAAUUGGAAAAUGUAUAACUUUAAAUCAAAUAAAAGGUAUUUUCGGAUUUGAUGAUUCAAAUUCAUGUGGAAAGUUUGCUUUCCCACCAGUUCAAGCUGCACCAGCUCUACCAGAUUCAUUCCCACAUAUUUUCUCACCAAGUGAUCCAAUGACAAAAUCAAUCCGUUGUUUGAUUCCAUGUGCAAUCGAUCAAGAUCCAUACUUUAGAAUGACAAGAGAUGUUGCACCAAGAAUCGGUUAUCUCAAACCAAGUUUAAUUCAUAGUAAAUUCUUCCCUGCUCUCCAAGGUCACAAUACAAAGAUGAGUGCCUCCGAUAGUAAUUCCGCCAUCUACCUCUCUGAUACACCAAAAGAGGUAAAUGAAAAAAUUACCAAACAUGCAUUCUCUGGUGGUCGUAAAACCAAAGAAGAACAUGAACUCUAUGGUGCCAACUUGGAGGUCGAUGUUUCCUAUGAAUAUUUAACUUAUUUCCUUGAAGAUGAUGAAUUAUUAAAAGAUAUUGGUGAUAAAUAUUCUUCAGGUAAAUUAUUAACAAGUCAAGUAAAGAAUAUUUUAAUUGAUAUUAUGAUUGAAAUCAACAAAAGACAUCAAGAAGCAAGAGCAAGAGUUACUGAUGAAAUUACAAAGACAUUUAUGAGUGUUAGAAAGUUAAAUUUCGCAAUGCCAACAAUCAAAAAAUAA